UAAAGUGUUUUGGACCAUGGUAACAACUCUGGGGUGAGUCUAGUCUCCCAUGGUUAUACUACUUUCAUUAAAAAUUACCUCAGUGCCAUUUCAGGCACGUUCAUCCCCAUUGGGGAUGUAUAAGUGGGGCUUCAGACACAUUAUCUCCCAUUGGGGUUGUAUAGUGGGGCUUUGCUGGGUAUGGUGUAUGUGACUGGCUUGCUCAGCAGAGAUGUACGAGCAGCUUAGACAUGUCAGCUGGCUCCUGGUACUGAGAGAAGUACAGCUGGGCACAGUAAAGAGAAUUGUUAGCAGCUACAAUUACAUCCGUGCCAGUUUGCUUUGUGAGCUUUGCAGAAAUCCCAGUUGGAUGGUGAAAUGCAAGUCAUUUCUAUUUUGGACGCCUCUGAUUAUAGACCUUCUGACUGUGAAGGCUGACUAGGAAAUACUCUGCAUGGGAGUUCCUAUGUAAUAUAGCUAUAUGUUUCAAAACUAUUUGAACAUGGAAUUCAAUCCUUCAGAUCAUCCUCGGGCCAGCACAAUAUUCCUCAGUAAAUCUCAGACAGACGUGAGAGAAAAACGCAAGAGUCUCUUCAUUAACCAUCAUCCUCCAGGACAAAUAGCAAGGAAAUACAGCUCCUGCUCUACCAUUUUCCUAGAUGAUAGCACAGUCAGUCAACCAAACCUCAAGUAUACAAUUAAAUGUGUUGCUCUUGCAAUAUAUUAUCACAUCAAAAACAGGGAUCCAGAUGGAAGAAUGCUCUUAGAUAUUUUUGAUGAAAACCUUCACCCUCUUUCGAAAUCCGAAGUGCCACCAGAUUAUGACAAACACAACCCAGAGCAGAAGCAGAUUUACCGGUUCGUUCGGACGCUGUUCAGUGCUGCUCAGCUGACAGCUGAAUGUGCCAUUGUCACCCUGGUGUACCUUGAAAGACUCUUAACAUACGCAGAGAUAGAUAUCUGUCCGGCCAACUGGAAGCGGAUUGUUCUGGGGGCGAUCCUGCUGGCCUCCAAGGUGUGGGAUGACCAGGCUGUAUGGAAUGUGGAUUACUGCCAGAUCCUGAAAGACAUCACGGUGGAGGACAUGAACGAGCUAGAGCGACAGUUUCUUGAAUUGCUGCAGUUCAACAUCAAUGUUCCUUCCAGUGUCUAUGCCAAGUAUUAUUUUGAUCUUCGUUCUCUGGCAGAAGCAAACAACCUGAGCUUUCCCUUGGAGCCCCUGAGCAGGGAGAGGGCUCAUAAGCUUGAGGCCAUCUCUCGCCUCUGCGAGGACAAGUACAAGGACCUGAGAAGAUCCGCGAGGAAGCGCUCAGCCAGUGCGGACAACCUGACUCUGCCCCGGUGGUCCCCGGCCAUCAUCUCCUAACCGUGGAGGCCCGCCGGAGGCCACACCAUCCCUUAAGUUUCUCCUUUAGUUUGAGAAAAGACAGACUUGGGGUGGGUUUGUUUUUGUUUUUUAUUUCCUUUUUUAACGCAUAGCUCCGUCGGCUGCCUGGAUGAGCACCCACGCAGCAAGGCUUGGAGGAAGCGUCAGUGCCCUGGAGAUCCCGGCUCACUCUCCCCACUGUCAGCGGCGCUUCCCUCGUGGAAGAAGCGGACUCGAAUCCUGGAGGAGGAAAUAAAGCGAAUGGGAAGUCGUGGAGAGGCAGGGAAAAUGGUUAAGCAGCCGGCCCUCUGGUGUCCCCUUGGGGGCGGUAGCUGAAGUUGGUGAGCGCCGCAGUGGAUGCAGAGCUGGCUCCACCCGGGGCUGGGCCGGUGUGUCCUGUAAGACUUCUUGCAUUCCUUCUGCUGCUUUUUUGGGAUGGGGGAUUUUUGUUCAUUUGUUUUUGCCCUGUUUUGGUUUUGGUCCCACAGAGCAGGGGAUGUAGUUUGUACCCAUCAUGGCGCAGACUUCCAAAUAAAUAGUACUGGUCAUUUCUCCGCACUA
Molecule: messenger RNA, 1906 nt
Organism: Callithrix jacchus (white-tufted-ear marmoset)
Lineage: Eukaryota; Metazoa; Chordata; Mammalia; Primates; Cebidae
Gene: CCNY
Product: cyclin Y
Biological process (GO): regulation of cyclin-dependent protein serine/threonine kinase activity
Molecular function (GO): protein kinase binding
Source: RefSeq, a predicted model, not a curated record